AUGGCGUCGAGAAUCCAGACUCUAUCGUCAGCGAGCUCACGAUAUUCCCGCAGCCACAUCCUUCCCCAGAGAAUGCCAUCGCACGCUCCAACUGACGCUCGCAUGGUUCGCCCUGUCAACCAGUCCAGGCAGCCACUCCUCAAUCUAGCCAGCAAUGUCUGGUUCAACAAACCCUUAGACCACAACAAACCAUCCAUGAGCGGUUCCAACUUGAUUCUUGCCCUCAUCACAGCCCCGCGCUUCCGGCGCUACCUCAUCGUUUACCUGGUGCUUUGUUGUAUCUGUGGACUUGGCUGGGUUGGGAUUGCUUCGCCCAGGCUAAAGGAGCACAAGGAGGUACUCAGGGCGCUGGACGUGAACAACAGACAGCGGGUAGGCGGAUGGUUCGGGUCGAAUUCAUUGCCGAAAUUCACAGAUUUGGUGCACUUGGAGGCUUUGGACGAGAGGCUAUUACCGUCGGCGAGACAGGGUGGGAACGGCGGAGUACUGACGGAGCAGAGAAGGUUGAUUUUUGUGGGCGAUGUACACGGGUGUAAAGAUGAGUUGGAUAGCCUCCUCGACAAGGCCUCCUUCAAUCGUCAAACCGACCAUCUAAUCUUCACCGGUAACAUUAUAACAAAUGGCCCGAAGAGCGUCGAAACCGUCCAACUUGCUCGCAAAUACAACGCCUCGUGCGUGCGUGGGAACAAUGAAGACCGCAUCCUACUUUAUCGCCGCGAACUCCUGACCACAGGCGUUCUUACAGGCCCCAAUCCCAGACCCAACGCCAAAUUUGAGUCUGAAGGUAGCGCGUUUGAAGCCGGUAAAACUAAACCUCCCGAAGGAGACCAAGAGAUCCUUCCGUAUGGAGAUUACAAAGAGCACGUUCUAGCACAGAAGCUAAGUGAUGAUGACGCAGCGUGGUUACACAAAUGCCCUGUAAUUCUCAAGGUAGGACAAAUUAACGACUUGGGGGAAGUCGUCGUAGUACAUGGCGGCCUUGUGCCCGGCGUCGAGCUGGAAAAUCAGGACCCGUUAGCUGUGAUGACGAUGCGGACUUUGGACGUGGAUACGCAUGUCCCUAGUCCAAGGGCAAAAGGCAUGGAUUGGGCAAAGAUCUUUAACAAACAACAAUCUCUCACUGUUUCCACCUCCAAAAAUCCCCCCAGCUCUCAGCUAACAACUGUAAUAUACGGUCACACACCUCACCGUUCGCCGGCAAUCCGAAGGUUUACAAAGGGCCUCGACACCGGAUGCGUGAGGGGCGGGAAACUCACUGCUUUCAUCAUCACUGAAGGGGGUAAGACGAGGAUUGAGCAAGUGGGAUGCAAAAAUUACGUUUCAAAGCGAAGAUAA
This is a messenger RNA of Coccidioides posadasii C735 delta SOWgp, 1335 nucleotides long. RefSeq lists its product as uncharacterized. Gene Ontology annotation, molecular function: phosphatase activity; endopolyphosphatase activity. The record is from RefSeq and is a predicted model, not a curated record. Lineage: Eukaryota; Fungi; Ascomycota; Eurotiomycetes; Onygenales; Onygenaceae. Gene Ontology annotation, biological process: polyphosphate catabolic process. Gene Ontology annotation, cellular component: cytoplasm.